Harpegnathos saltator (Jerdon's jumping ant) is the source of this 2442-nucleotide messenger RNA. It is a transcript of the gene PICK1, whose product is annotated as protein interacting with PRKCA 1. Gene Ontology annotation, biological process: intracellular protein transport; regulation of Arp2/3 complex-mediated actin nucleation; dendritic spine maintenance. The transcript is spliced from 6 exons. Bases 343 to 1830 code for a protein of 495 amino acids. Lineage: Eukaryota; Metazoa; Arthropoda; Insecta; Hymenoptera; Formicidae. The record is from RefSeq and is a predicted model, not a curated record. Gene Ontology annotation, molecular function: protein kinase C binding; protein domain specific binding; phospholipid binding. Gene Ontology annotation, cellular component: neuron projection; postsynaptic early endosome; trans-Golgi network membrane.
UUUUGUGGAUACGUCUACGAGUGACGGGGAAAUUGAUAGGAACACGCCUCGCAUAGAAUUUAUAUUGUUUAUUGUCGAUGUUAGAUCGUUAAAUCACUCUAUCCUUGUUCCCUUCUAAAUGUAGAAUUGAACAUCAAUCAAUGUUUUGCUUCAUCAACUGACAUACUAGCUACAAAUAACAUUCUUAUAGUUUCAAAUAGCUCAUUAGACAAGAUUAACACCGGGUCACUUAUCCCGGAAGACAGUUUAUUUUUUACUGACACUGAAUAAGGUCGUACAGAAGUUGCAAGAGGAAAAUCGGAAACAAUUAACGAGUGUGCUAACCGUUCGUGUCGAACGAAUAUGACGGGAUUAGGCAUGGAUUUUGAGGAUGAUUUCUUCUUCGAGGAGGACAAAAUUUUGAGAGGUGAUUUAACUUUAUCCGCCAAUAGCGGCUUACCUCAAAAUUUGAGUGGAUCAACCUCGGAUGAUAGAGUCUCCGUUACUCUGACCACCGUACCAUCGGCUAACGUCGAAUUGCACCAACUGGCUAUGAUGGAAGAUCGCAUACCAGACAUAGAGCUGGUCGCACAAGAUCAAUAUAUUCAGCAGAGACCUGCCAAUCAAAUGGGCAUGACCAUUACAUCUGGGAACGUCAUAAUACAGAAAGAUGCCAGUAAUCUUAUUGGUAUAAGCAUUGGUGGUGGUGCGCCACUCUGUCCAUGUCUGUACAUUGUACAAAUUUUCGACAAUACACCUGUUGCAUUGGAUAGCACUCUUCAAUCAGGCGAUGAACUCGUGGCAGUAAAUGGUGUGUCAGUGAGGGGCAAAACUAAAGUAGAGGUCGCGAAGAUGAUACAGUCCUGUGAUUCGCAGGUCAGCAUCAAUUACAACAAGCUACAUGCUGAUCCAAAACAAGGACGCACCCUUGACAUCGCUCUUAAGAAGGUGAAGCAUAGAUUAGUGGAAGGAAUGGGCAGCACCACGGCUGACGCGCUGGGACUAUCGCGAGCCAUUCUCUGCAACGACGCUCUCGUCCAGAGAUUAAUGGCGUUGAAACGCACGGAGAAUUUUUACAGAGGUCUUGUCGCUCACGCCAAGGCCACAUUACACGCUUUCUUUGACUUGACUCAAAUCUAUAAAGUAUUCGGAGACGCUUUCGCCGCGAUAGGAGUGCGAGAACCGCAGCCACGCGCCAGCGAGGCCUUCCGACAAUUUGGAGAGCAGCAUAGGCAAAUGGAGAAGUUUGGUGUCACGAUGUUGAAGACUCUGAAGCCAAUAUUGAGCGAUUUAGGAACGUAUCUCAACAAGGCUAUACCGGACACUCGGUUGACCAUCAGCAAAUACGCCGAUGCGAAGUUUGAAUAUUUAUCUUACUGUCUGAAGGUGAAGGAAUUGGACGAUGAAGAGCAGAGCUGUGCGGCUCUGCAGGAACCACUUUAUCGCGUGGAAACAGGCAAUUAUGAAUAUCGCUUAGUGUUGAGAUGUCGGCAGGAGGCUCGUGCAAGGUUCGCAAAACUCCGCUCGGACGUAUUAGUAAAACUGGAGUUGCUCGACAACAAGCACGUGCAGGACGUCGUAUGGCAGUUGCAGAAAUUCGCAGCAGGCUUGGCCAAGUAUUACGCUAGCACGCGAGAUCUGCUGUCGGCUGUGAUGCUAUUUCCUGUCGAGGUCGACCUGUCGCAUUCCGCAUUCCAGUACAAAUCAACUGGACCGCAAACGUUAACAGAUCAUGAGGAUAUCGAGGAAUACGAACCGGAAGAGAAGCAGCAAAACGUCCAGGACGAAGAGCUCCUCAUCGACACGCAAACCUUCCCGCUGAUAUCGCCGAAGGCGACUGACAACACGUAGCGAUACUCGUUGAGUUUUUGAAGAAUCUUGUGUCUUUUUGAGGAAUCAUUCGUGACUUUUAUAAUGUUCGGCAUAUGUGUACGAAAUCUCUCUCUUUGAUUAUCGCGUGUUGAUCGCGUCGAAUACUUGAUACAUUGCUGCAUAAUACAUUCCUUGAUAAUCAUGAUGCGGAAUACAGCGUGCUAGUUAGGUUAGGUACUGAAUUUUUCAUUACGAUGUAAAUGAAUGUAUCCAAGUCCCGCUGCGCGAUUAUUUGUUGUGUACAGGUAAUGGAAUCUAUAAUUACUACUUCCCAUACACGUGUAACUUGCGGAUGUAAAAUACAUAUUUUUAAUAGCUAUCCCGUACUUACGAUCUUGAAAGCAUGUUUCGCUUUCUCUCGUUAGAUUUUAUUUUCUAUAAAUCAAGUUGAAACGAUAUAUUUGUAUAUUUAAUGCCAGAAUGCCAUUAAUUAUACUUCCCUUUCAAUUAUACGUGGGAACACGACAUAUAGAUAUUUAUGAACUAUACAUGUAUAAUAUAUUAAUAUUUAUAAAUCAAAUAAUAUAUAUACUGUAUAUGAUACGUACAACCGGUGUAUAUUUGCAAAGAAUAAAGUACAUACCAAAGCUA